Pochonia chlamydosporia 170 is the source of this 303-nucleotide messenger RNA. RefSeq lists its product as hypothetical. The record is from RefSeq and is a predicted model, not a curated record. The transcript has a single exon. Lineage: Eukaryota; Fungi; Ascomycota; Sordariomycetes; Hypocreales; Clavicipitaceae. Bases 1 to 303 code for a protein of 100 amino acids.
AUGACCUUUGUUGUAGAACCCAAUUGGGUAUCACAGACCCGUCCCCAAAUCACUGAGCCUGAGUCCCCCGUGUCGUCUGACAGGCUAGCAUCGACCGCGAUCAAGGGGAGCUGGGAUAGGUUCCGAAGCGAUGGGAUUUCGGUUGGCCACGACCCUGGAUGGGUCACGCUUACUGAGAGGGACGACGGCCGGGCGAACGAGCGUAGCAACGACGAAUGGCGAAGGGAGCAGAAACAGAUUCGCUAUGAUGUUGAAAUCGAGAGCAUCGAGAGCACGCUGCGGAGCAUGAGGGGGGUAAAAUGA